CCACCACCAUUCCAACACCAAAAAGGAGGAGAAAGUAGUGAAGUAUGAGUCUAAUCACAGAAGAGGUGAAAGGCAAGGCCGACGAGGUGUACUAUGGCGACAAGGUGUCACAGGAGAAGACAAGGCUUCUACUGAAAGAGGUGGGGCUUCCCAAUGGGCUUUUGCCAUUGAAGGACAUAAUAGAGUGUGGGUACGUCAAGGAGAGUGGGUUCGUUUGGAUGAAGCAAAAGAAGGCCAUAACCCACAAGUUCCACAAGAUUGGGAAGCAAGUCACCUAUGCCAAAGAGGUCACUGCCAAUGUGGAGAAGAAUAGGGUCAAGAAUUUGACUGGUGUUAAGGCCAAGGAGGUUUUGAUUUGGCUCACUUUGUCCGAGAUCUAUGUUGACGACCCGCCCACCGGGAAUAUUACCUUCCAGAUCCCGGCUGGGCUGUCCCGGGCUUACCCGGUCGACGCGUUCGAAAUUGAGGAGGAGGCAGAGACGGAGACGAAGAAGAAGGACGUGAAAGAGGAGGAGGAGGUGAAGAAGGAGGUAAGUAAUGGAGGGAGUGUGGUGGUGAAUGUGAAGGAGGUUUGAGAUUGUUUGUUGUAGGGUUCAUCAUGUGCUAGGAUUGAGAUUAACUUUUGUUGAGCCCUUGUGAUAAUAAUUAAUAUCAUAUUAUAAGUUUUUAUUUUUCUCGAUCCU
Cucurbita pepo subsp. pepo (vegetable marrow) is the source of this 683-nucleotide messenger RNA. RefSeq lists its product as uncharacterized. The record is from RefSeq and is a predicted model, not a curated record. Lineage: Eukaryota; Viridiplantae; Streptophyta; Magnoliopsida; Cucurbitales; Cucurbitaceae.